UGUGAGAAACAAACUCAACAGUCAGCACUAGGAAUGCUGGGAAUUCUCAGUUGGCCUAGGCGGUGUCUGAGGUACAAGAGGAAACAGUAAAGAGAAAUUAAUUAUAUUUAACUUAACUCAAAACGAAAAAUGGAUGAUUUUCAAAGUGCCGAAGAGACUGCCUUUGUUGUUGAUGAAGUUUCAAAUGUCAUAAAAGAAUCAAUAGAAGGAGCUAUUGGUGGAAACGCAUAUCAACACAACAAAGUAAACCAAUGGACGUCAAGUGUUGUUGAGCAAUGCCUUAAUCAGUUAACAAAACUCGGGAAACCAUUUAAGUAUAUUGUUACUUGCGUCAUAAUGCAGAAAAACGGUGCAGGCUUACACACAGCUAGUUCUUGCUUCUGGGAUAAUACGACAGAUGGAAGCUGCACUGUGCGAUGGGAAAACAAAACAAUGUAUUGUAUUGUCAGUGUGUUUGGACUUGCAAUUUAAGAAAGUAACCUGCAAAGAACACUUUAACUCGGCAAAAGGACAGUAUUUAUCUUUUUUCUUUGCCAAUGUUUACAAGCAUUGACUCAGCAACUGAUUAAACCCGUCGCUCAUUAAUAUUGUAAAUCAAACCAUUGUAGAUAACAUAUAUAUUGUUUCAGAUAUUUGUUUGCAGUGUUGUAUGUUAUGAGCAACAGAAUGCCCUGUAUUACAUACUAACUCUUACCUUAAAGUUGUUUGUGUCUCUCAAUUUUGGUAUAUAUAGGUAUAUUUUGUCUCUCACAGUA
This is a messenger RNA of Rhopilema esculentum, 755 nucleotides long. NCBI's taxonomy places the organism in Eukaryota, Metazoa, Cnidaria, Scyphozoa, Rhizostomeae, Rhizostomatidae. The record is from RefSeq and is a predicted model, not a curated record.